UUUGAGAGACAUGAGUUUGUGUAUUUACCUUAACACUAUGUUCAGAUGGGACAAAUGGCAGUGGAAAGACAAUGUCUCUUUGUCACACAUUACAUUUCUGUUACACACAGGGUUGGCUCAUUCUGCAUAUUCCUGACGCACACCGCUGGGUAAAGAACUGUAAGGAGCUGCUCCAGUCUUCCUUUAAUUCUGCUCGAUUUGACCAGCCACUGCAAGCCACAGAAUGGUUACGCAACUUCAGGAUUACCAAUGAACCCUUCCUCACAAAGAUUAAGACAAAACACCGCUAUGUGUGGACAAAGAGAGAGUUCACAGAGGAAGGAAGUUUGCUGGGAGAACUUGUGGAUCAGGGUAUAUCUCGUGUGAAAAGCAGCAGUGACGUUGUGGGUGCCGUCAUGAAGGAGCUGAGGAUACAGAGCGGUCAGUCUGACACAGCCUUCCGGUUGGUCGUGGCUGUGGAUGGUGUCAAUGCUCUCUGGGGACGGUCCACCAUUAAAAAGGAAGACAAGACUACUGUGGAUCCAGAUGAGCUCACAUUGAUCCAUAAUGUAAGGAAACUAAUGAAGAAUGACUGGAACGGAGGAGCCAUCAUCACUACUUUGUCGCAGACUGGAUCUCUCUACACUUCAAAAUUAUCAUACAGACCUCAAGAACUGCUGGGACAGAGAGGAUUUGACUGCAUGGAUCCUUUUAUCCCUGUGUCUGUGUCCAACUACAGCGAGAAAGAGUUUGAGAGCUGCUACCUUUAUUAUAUCGACCGCCACUGGCUGCAACAUCCGCAAAGUCAUACAGAAGAAGGGAAGAAAGAGCUGGUCUUUUUGAGCAACAGAAAUCCAUGGAUGUUGGACAAAGUUUGUGCCUUCUUGUAGUGUCAACAAUAGGUUUCAGAGUGAUUGUAAAUAACGAUCAUUACCAUCAAAAUCGACAAUUCUGAACACAUUAUUCUAUCACUUGAAUGGUCCUCAACUAGGUGGCCAUGCAGGAACUGAAACCUAUGAAUAAAUAAAUAUACAUGUAAAACCGCAGAUGUUCAUGCACUGUACAUUAAAAUACUGUAAAGUUGUCUUUGUAAAUAAAUGUGUGUGCUUCUUUCAUAUUAAAAUUGUUUACAUAAUU
This is a messenger RNA of Boleophthalmus pectinirostris (great blue-spotted mudskipper), 1116 nucleotides long. It is a transcript of the gene dap3, whose product is annotated as death associated protein 3. Gene Ontology annotation, cellular component: mitochondrial small ribosomal subunit; mitochondrial ribosome. The transcript is spliced from 8 exons. Gene Ontology annotation, molecular function: structural constituent of ribosome. The coding region runs from base 72 to 869 and encodes 265 amino acids. Gene Ontology annotation, biological process: apoptotic process. Lineage: Eukaryota; Metazoa; Chordata; Actinopteri; Gobiiformes; Gobiidae. The record is from RefSeq and is a predicted model, not a curated record.